GCCGUCCAUGCGGCUGGUGUUCGAGAUCAGCCACCUGCGGGCGGCCACCCCGGCCACCGUCUCCCGCGCCGGCAUCCUGUACGUCAGCCCCCAGGACCUGGGCUGGAGCUCGUACGUAACGAGCUGGAUUGACACUCGACGCGCUCAGUCAGAAAGGGCCAAUCUGACCAUAUUGUUCGAUAAGUACGUCCCGUACUGCUUGGAGCAAGUGAGGUGCAAUCUGAAAACAAUCACGCCGAUUCCUGAGAACAGUAUGGUGCAGACGCUGUGCUCGCUCCUGGACUGCCUGCUGACCCCGGAGAACACCCCCCCGGACUCGCCCCGGGAGCUCUACGAGCUUUAUUUCGUCUUUGCCUGCGUCUGGGCCUUCGGGGGCGCCCUCUUCCAGGACCAUCUCAUUGACCACCGGUCUGAGUUCAGCCGCUGGUGGACCAAGGAGAUGAGGUCGGUCAAGUUCCCCUCCCAGGGCACGGUCUUCGACUACUUCAUCGACCCCGACACCAACAAGUUCGCCCCCUGGAGCGACAGAAUACCUUCCUUUGAGCUGGAACCCGACAUUCCCCUGCAGACGGUCCUGGUGCAUUCUGCGGAGUCCAUUUGCCUGUCGUACUUUGUGGACCUGCUACUGCAGAAGGGAAAGCCAGUGAUGCUGGUGGGAAAUGCAGGCGUGGGGAAAACCAUCCUGGUGUCCGACAAGGUGGCCCAGCUCAGGGAGGACUACAUGCUGGCCAAAAUUCCCUUCAAUUACUACACCACCUCAGCCAUGUUACAGCGUGUUCUGGAAAAACCGUUGGAGAAAAAAGCUGGCCGAAACUUUGGUCCAUCUGGCACCAAGAAGCUCAUCUACUUUAUUGAUGAUUUGAACAUGCCAGAGGUAGACGUCUAUGGUACAGUCCAGCCCCAUACCCUUAUAAGGCAGCAUCUAGACUACAGCCACUGGUAUGACAGACAGAAGCUGCUUCUAAAGGAGAUUCAUAACUGCCAGUACAUCACCUGUAUGAAUCCUGCUGCUGGGAGUUUCUCAGUCAAUCCCAGACUUCAGAGGCACUUCUCGGUUUUCGCGGUGCACUUCCCUGGCGUGGAUGCACUGACCACCAUCUACAGCAGCAUCCUGGGGGCCCACUUCCAGCAGGGCGGGUUCAGCUAUGGCGUCACCAGGUCCGUGGGGUCUGUUGUCCAAGCUGCCAUAUGCCUGCACCAGAAGAUGACGCAGAACUUCCUUCCGACAGCCAUCCGCUUCCACUACAUCUUCAACCUGAGGGACCUGUCCAACAUCUUCCAGGGAAUCCUGUUUGCUCUCCCCGAAUGUGUGCGCUAUCCUAUCGAUCUGGUGCAUUUAUGGCUGCACGAAUCCUCCCGGGUUUAUUCUGACAAGCUGAUGGAGGAGAAAGACGUGGAGCUGUUCAAUAAAAUCCUGCUGGACACAGGGAAGAGGUACUUUGAGGGCAUAGACGAGUCCAUCUUCAUCCACCAGCCUCUCAUAUACUGCCACUUCGCCCACGGGAUGGGGGAGUCCCGCUACGUGCAGGUGUCCGACUGGGAGAAGCUACACAAGACCCUGACGGAUGCCCUGGAGCACUACAACGAGCUGCACGCCGUCAUGAACCUGGUGCUUUUCCAGGAGGCCAUGGAGCACAUAUGCCGGAUCAGUCGGAUCCUGGAGGCCCCACACGGGAACGCCCUCCUGAUCGGGGUGGGCGGGAGCGGGAAGCAGAGUCUGUGUCGCCUCGCCGCCUUCAUCAGCAUUUUGGAGGUCUUCCAGAUCACCCUUCGCAAGGGAUACGGCAUCCACGACCUGAGGAGCGACAUCGCUGCCCUGUACCUGAAAGUGGGGGUGAAGAACAUUGGGACCGUGUUCCUCCACACCGACACCCAGAUACCCGACGAGCGCUUCCUGGUUCUCAUUAACGACAUGCUGGCGUCAGGGGACAUCCCAGAUCUGUUCAGCGAGGAGGAGCUGGACCUGAUCACCUCCUCUAUCCGCAUGGAGCUUCGUGGCCUGGGCCAGCUGGACACCAGAGAGAACUGCUGGCAGUUCUUCAUCGAGCGAAUCCGCCGGCAGCUGAAGGUGGUCCUGUGCUUCUCGCCCGUGGGCUUCACUCUGCGCACGCGUGCCAGGAAGUUCCCGGCGCUGGUGAACUGCACCGCCAUCGACUGGUUCCACGCCUGGCCGCAGCAGGCCCUGCGCUCAGUCAGCAGCACCUUCAUCCACAGCCUGGAGGGCCUGGAGCCCGAAGUGAAGGAUUCCGUAAGCGAGUUCAUAUCCUACGCGCACACCAGCGUGAACGAGGUGAGUGCCAGGUACCAGCAGAACGAGAAGCACUACAACUACACCACCCCAAAGAGCUUCCUGGAGUUCAUGAAGCUCUACGGCAACCUGCUGGGCAAGAAGAGGAAGGAGCUGACCCAGAAGAUGGAGAGGCUGGAGAACGGGCUGCAGAAACUGCAGAGCACCGCCCAUCAGGUGGAGGAUCUGAAGGCGAAGCUGGCCGUACAGGAAGUGGAGCUGCACCAGAGGAACACGGACACGGAGGCGCUCAUCGCGAAGAUCGGCCAGCAGACUGAGAAGCUCAAUCAGGAGAAGGCCAUCGCAGAUUCUGAAGAGCAAAAAGUGGCAGCCAUUCAGGCCGACGUCACAAAGCAGCAGAAGGAGUCCGAGGACGACCUGGCCAAAGCCGAGCCCGCCCUGCAGGCUGCUAACGCCGCACUUAACACCUUGAACAGGCUGAACCUGACGGAGCUGCGCACCUUUCCCAACCCUCCUGGGAUUGUGUCCAACGUGGCGGCCGCUGUGCUGGUCCUUCUGGCGCCACAGGGCCGCAUUCCCAAGGACCGCAGCUGGAAGGCAGCCAAGGUGUACAUGAGCAAGGUGGAUGACUUCCUGCAGGCCCUGGUGAACUUUGACAAAGAGCACAUUCCGGAGGCCACCGUGAGGGUGGUGCGGGAGGAGUACCUGAGCGACCCCGAGUUCAACCCCGAGUUUGUGCGCCAGAAGUCAUCGGCCGCUGCGGGGCUGUGUGCCUGGGUGAUCAACAUCGUCCGCUUCCACGAGAUGUUUGUGUACUGUGAGGUGGAGCUGAAGAGGCUCUGUCUGGCCCAGGCCAACGCUGACCUGAUCGAGGCUGCAGACAAGCUGGAGGUCAUCCGCAGGAAGCUGGCUGAGCUGGAUAACAGCUUGGACACUCUGAAGGCAGCCUAUGAGAAAGCCACAUCAGAGAAGCUGCGGUGUCAGGAUGAGGUCAACAGGACCAAUAAGACCAUUGAGCUGGCCAACCGCCUGGUGAAGGGCCUGGAGUCAGAGAAUGUGCGCUGGGCCCACUCUGUGGCUCAGUACCAUGAGCAGGAGAAGACUCUUUACGGGGACGUUCUCCUCACCUCUGCCUUCAUCUCCUACGCUGGCUCCUUCUCCAAGAAGUACCGGCGCGAGCUAGUGGAGACCCUGUGGAUGCCCUUCCUCCGCAGCCAGAAGAUUCCCAUUCCCAUGACUGAGGACCUGGAGCCAGUCAGAAUGCUGACAGACGACGCCACCAUUGCCAAAUGGAACAAUGAGGGCCUGCCCAGUGACAGGAUGUCCACGCAGAACGCCACCAUCGUCACCAACUGCGAGCGCUGGCCCCUCCUCAUCGACCCCCAGCUGCAAGGCGUCAAGUGGAUAAAGAGUCGCUAUGGCGCCGACCUCAAGGUCAUCAGCCUGGGGCAGAAAGGGUAUGUGGAUGUUAUUGAGCAAGCAGUGGUCUCAGGACACCCAGUCUUAAUUGAGAACCUGGAGGAAACAGUUGACCCAGUGAUUGAUCCUCUUUUAGGGAGACACACCAUAAAGAAGGGGAGGUUCAUCAAGGUGGGUGAUAAAGAAUGCUACUUCCACCCGGCCUUCCGACUCAUCCUGCACACUAAGCUGGCCAACCCGCACUACAAGCCCGAGAUCCAGGCCCAGACCACCCUCAUCAACUUCACGGUGACCCGGGACGGCCUGGAGGACCAGCUCUUAGCUGAGGUUGUCAACCUGGAACGGCCGGACCUGGAGCAUCUUAAGUCGGAUUUGACCAAGCAGCAGAACUACUUCAAGAUCGAGCUGAAGCAGCUGGAGGACGAGCUCCUCACCAGGCUCUCCGCCGCUGAGAGCAACUUCCUGGGGGACAACCUGCUGGUGGAGAAGCUGGAGACCACCAAGCACACCGCUGCUGAGAUUGAGAUGAAGGUCCUGGAGGCGAAAGUUAAUGAAGUAAAAAUUAACGAGGCCCGUGAGCACUACCGUCCCGUGGCCGCGAGAGCAUCGCUGCUCUACUUCAUCAUGAACGAUCUCAACAAGAUCAAUCCCAUGUACCAGUUCUCCCUCAAGGCCUUUAAUGUGGUGUUUCACAAUGCCGUGCACCAGGCCGCGCCCUCAGACCAUGUCAAGACCCGGGUGAACAUCCUCAUCGACAGCAUCACCUUCUCCACCUUCAACUACAUCAGCCGAGGCCUGUUUGAGAGGGACAAGCUUACCUUCAGUGCCCAGCUGACCUUCCAGCUUCUGCUCAUGAGUAAAGAGAUCGAUGUCAGAGAGCUGGACUUCCUGCUCCGGUUCAACAUCGAUCACAGCUACAUCAGCCCUCUGGACUUCCUGUCCAACUCGGCAUGGAGCGCCAUCAAGACCAUGAGCUUCACGGACGAGUUCCGGGGCCUGGACAGAGACAUCGAGGGCUCCCCCAAACGCUGGAAGAAGGUGGUGGAGUCUGAGUGUCCGGAGAAGGAGAAGUUUCCGCAGGAGUGGAAGAAUAAGAGCUCCCUACAGAAGCUCAUCAUGAUGCGUGCCCUCCGCCCUGACAGGAUGACCUAUGCUCUCAGGAACUUUGUAGAGGAGAAGCUGGGAGUGAAAUACACCGAGGGGCGCAAGACGGAAUUUGCCAAAUCGUUCAAAGAGAGUGGGCCCGCCUCCCCCGUGUUCUUCAUCCUGUCCCCCGGGGUGGAUCCGCUCAAAGACGUGGAGGCGCUGGGUCGGAAGCUGGGGUUCACCAUUGACCUGGGGAAGCUGCACAAUGUGUCCCUGGGCCAGGGGCAGGAGGCGGUGGCUGAGGUUGCCAUGGAGAAAGCAUCCAAGGAGGGACACUGGGUGAUUCUGCAGAACAUCCACCUGGUGGCCAAGUGGCUGGGCAGCCUGGAGAAGCUGCUGGAGCGCUGCAGUGAGGGCAGCCAUGUUGACUACCGCGUGUUCAUGAGCGCGGAGCCCGCCCCCACCCCCCAGGAGCACAUCAUCCCCCAGGGCAUCCUGGAGAACUCCAUCAAGAUCACCAACGAGCCGCCCACUGGCAUGCUGGCCAACCUGCACGCUGCCCUCGACAACUUCGACCAGGAUAUCCUGGACCAGUGCUCGCGGGAACAGGAAUUCAAGACCAUCCUCUUCUCCCUCUGCUACUUCCACGCCUGCGUGGCGGAGAGGCGGAAGUUCGGGCCGCAGGGCUGGAACAGGAAGUACCCCUUCAACACCGGCGACCUCACCAUAUCCGUCAACGUCCUCUACAACUACCUGGAGGCCAACUCGCAGGUACCCUGGGAGGACCUGCGCUACCUGUUUGGGGAGAUCAUGUACGGGGGUCACAUCACUGACGACUGGGACAGGAGGCUGUGCCGCACUUACCUGGAGGAGUACAUGCAGCCCAACCAGUUUGACAGGAAACUGGCUCUGGCUCCAGGUUUUGUAGUUCCGUCCAACCUGGACUACCAGGGUUACCAUGGCUACAUUGAUGAGAUGCUUCCUCACGAGAGCCCGGUGCAUUACGGCCUGCACCCGAACGCGGAGAUCGAGUUCCUCACGGUGACCUCCGACAGCCUGUUCCACACCCUGCUGGAGCUCCAGUCCAGAGACUCAGUGAUGGGGGAGGGGGCGUCCCAAACUAUAGAGGAAAAGGUAAAAACAAUCCUAGAUGAUAUCCUGGAGAAAUUACCGGAGGAGUACAACAUGUCAGACAUCACCUCCAAAACAGCAGAGCGAUCCUCGUACAUCCUAGUGUGCUUCCAGGAGUGCGAGCGCAUGAACAUGCUCAUCAGCGAGAUCCGUCGCUCCCUCAGAGAGCUGGACCUGGGACUAAAGGGCGAGUUGGCAAUUUCCUCAGAGAUGGAGGAACUGCAGACGGCCCUUUUCUUUGACAACGUCCCCCACACCUGGACCAAGCUGGCGUAUCCGUCCGCACUCAACCUGGCGCCGUGGUACAGUGAUGUACUGCUACGAUGCAGGGAGUUGGACAGCUGGACGCAGGACCUGGUGCUGCCCACCGUGGUGUGGCUGUCGGGACUCUUCAACCCCCAGUCCUUCCUUACAGCCGUGAUGCAGAGCCUGGCCCGGAAGAACGAAUGGCCCCUCGACAGAAUGAACCUGACCGUCGACGUCACCAAAAAAUUCAAGGAGGAUUUCAACCAGCCGGCUAGAGAGGGGGCGUACGUGCAUGGCCUUUUCAUGGAAGGGGCCAGAUGGGACAUCCAGGGGGGAAAUAUCGCCGAGGCCAGGCUGAAGGAGCUCACGCCGAGCAUGCCCGUUAUCUUCGUCCGGGCCGUCCCCAACGACCGCCAGGAGACCCGCAACAUCUACGAGUGCCCCGUCUACAAGACCAAGCAGCGGGGCUCCACCUACGUGUGGACCUUCCCCCUGAAGACCAAGGAGAGGCCGGCCAAGUGGGUGCUGGCGGGCGUGGCUCUGCUCCUGAGUGUGUGAGGUUAGCGGGAUGGUGUGGCUCUGCUGAGUGUGUGAGGUUAGCGGGAUGAUGUGGCUCUGCUGAGUGUGUGA
Anguilla anguilla (European eel) is the source of this 6760-nucleotide messenger RNA. Its product is annotated as dynein heavy chain 11, axonemal-like. Gene Ontology annotation, biological process: microtubule-based movement. Lineage: Eukaryota; Metazoa; Chordata; Actinopteri; Anguilliformes; Anguillidae. The coding region runs from base 8 to 6688 and encodes 2226 amino acids. The record is from RefSeq and is a predicted model, not a curated record. Gene Ontology annotation, molecular function: minus-end-directed microtubule motor activity; dynein intermediate chain binding; dynein light intermediate chain binding. The transcript is spliced from 42 exons. Gene Ontology annotation, cellular component: dynein complex.